CUUCCAAGGCACGCCGGCGGCUGGGGUUUCUUCCUCUCAUCCACCGCCACCUGCGGGCUCGCCGUCGGUUAGACCCGAUCAGCGUGCAGGAUUGCUGUCGUCUACUGGCGAGGUGGUUGUGCCUUGCCCGCCGCGCCCUCGGCUGUCGAGUCUUUUUCCUGGGCGCACCGUCCUCCAGCAGCUCCGUCGCCUUUUCUACCACCGCGCGCCUCUGUCCGUUCGCCUUGAACCACCAAGGAAGUUCUGUGUCCUUUGCAAGCCUGCAAUACCCGUUGCAUUUUUGUUCAGCAUGGCCAGCAACUCCGGCUCUGAAGUUAAUCAAGGCCAGCUACCCAAGACAUCGUCCAGAUGCUUGACGGAGAGCUUCACCACGCAGCAUGAUUUCGAGGUGACCAGUUGCCGGUUGCUUGAUGGCAUCGGUGUCACCAAGUACGUUCUCUCAAGCCACUUCAGCGUCGCUGGCUUUGAAUGGUUUAUCAGUUUCUUCCCGGAUGGGUGGACUCUGGACUAUGCUGGCCAUGCGUCGGCCUUUCUGCAACGUGUCAUCCGAGCGAACGACACGCAUUGUGUGAGGACUAAGUUCACCUUAAACAAGCUGGAGAAAGACAGCGAAGCCCAAGUAACCACAUUCGAUGAGAUAGACCAUGUCUUUUGGGGGGCAAACCCAUUUAAUGGCCACGCAAAAUUCGUUGAGAAAUCGAAGCUGAAAUCAUUGUCGUGGUCCAACAAUGGCUACUUGAUUAUACGCUGUGUUCUCACCGUGAUAAAAGAAUCUCGCACGGAGGUUAAGAGGAACACUGUUGCGGUUCCGCAACCGAAUCUACAAGACCAGCUCCGGCAACUGCGGAAGGAUGGACAGGGAGCAGAUGUGACAUUCAGCGUGGGUGGCCAAUUAUUCAAAGCUCACGGAUGCUUGUUGGCUGCACGGUCUCUGGUUUUCAAGGCGGAGCUCUUUGGUCCGAUGAAGGAGAAAGAAACACAGUGCAUUAAAAUCGACGACAUCGACCCUGAAAUAUUUGAGGCGCUUCUCCACUUCAUAUACACAGAUUCCAUGCUAGUCGAUGAGCACUGCAAAGAAAGCAAACCUGCAAAACUGCAGCAUCUGCUAGUUGCCUCGGAUCGAUAUGGAUUGGAUAGGCUAAAGGUGAUGUGUGAAAGUAAAUUGUCUGAGUGCAUUGACGUAGAGACUGUUGCAACAACACUGGUUUUGGCAGAGCAACACCACUGCAAGGAUCUCAAAGAAGCUUGUGUUGAGUUUAUGGCUCCACGGAAUGUUCUGCAAGCUGCCAUGGCAACAGAUGGUUUCAAGCAUUUGGUAGCAAGCUGCCCUUUUGUCAUGAAGGAGUUAUUAGACAUGGUGUCCCGUAGUGGCUAGUCCCGUUAAGAGCUCAAAUUAUCAUAUGUGCAAAUAGUUAUGCAGACUGCUAUUUUCAAUCCAUGCUCAGUUACCUAUGACUUGUUAAUUACCAUGUUAGUGUGA
Messenger RNA from Triticum aestivum (bread wheat), 1480 nucleotides. RefSeq names its product BTB/POZ and MATH domain-containing protein 2-like. The transcript is spliced from 2 exons. Gene Ontology annotation, biological process: protein ubiquitination. The coding region runs from base 290 to 1375 and encodes 361 amino acids. Gene Ontology annotation, molecular function: protein binding. The record is from RefSeq and is a predicted model, not a curated record. Lineage: Eukaryota; Viridiplantae; Streptophyta; Magnoliopsida; Poales; Poaceae.